UCAAUUCUCACCAUUCAAAAUGUUCAUUGUAAAAAUCUACAAUUGUUCUUAGGUUACAGGUAUCAGGUAAAUUGAGUUCUAAUUUAUAUAUCUAAAAUUCAAAUCUGACUAGUCAAAAUUAAAUUAUUGAUAUGUCAGCUUGGAAUUUUAAAUAGUAAGAAUGUAAUUUUAGAUAUCUAGAAUUGUAUUUCAGAUAUUUGAAAUAUAGUCUCGCAUAGCCAGACCUGUCCAUCAAACUUCUCUGGGUUGUUUGUAUUUCUUUAAACCAAUCUAGUGUUGGGGGAAACUUGCUUUGGUGGAACAUUUGCCGGUGCAUGUAGGGUAGUCUGUCUCUACACAUCAUUAUUCUGGUAUAAGGGGGAAAAGAUGAUCUGGGUUGUAUAUUUCUUUAAACCAAUCAGAAUCGUCUAGGGCGGUGCUAGGCAACAGGAUGCAGCUCCGUCGCCUUGGAAACGAGAUAACGCACACCGGAAGUGGCGGACAAUGAAAUUAUACCCACAGUCUACAUCCGGUGUUGGUGAGUUGAAGCUUCAACCUUCAACAUGGAUAAAUCUCCACAUAAACCACUAAAAGACGCGUGUCGUCUGUGUGACACGACCUUUAAUGAUAUAAAGGAGAGACAUCAGUUGUUGUUCGGAGCUCUGGAGGUGAAACCAGCCUAUACUGUAGCUCUGGAGGAGAUCACUGGACCGUUACAGACCUCAGAUGAGUUCAUAUCAGUCUGCGGCUCCUGCAGGACGCUGUUGGACAGAUAUCACACCAGCUGCUGUGAGGUGGAGCGCAUCGGCUCGUUGGUGAAGAAACUGACUCAUAAUAACCCCUCUGACAGAGUUAAAGGAGGCUUAAAUGAAGUUAAAUCAACUCAGACUGAAGACAGCAGCAGCUGUGACACCAGAAAACAGAUCAAAGUGGAGCCAGAGAGUCCUGAGAGACUCUGCUGUUCAGAGGCAGCUGUUAGCCAGACAGCAGGACAUUCAGCCGUUGAGACGAGCAGUAGCAGGCCACAGCCCCAAUCCCAGUUUCUCCUCCAGUCCCAGCAUGCACCUCAGCUACCUGUUCAGGCUUCUACUGAAGGAGCAGUGAGGAGGAAACCUGUCACUGUGGCUCCAGUAGUUUGGUCAGCUCAUUCAGUUCAGUCUGCCGUCUGUAGUCUGAAACCCAGACCUCAGCCUCAGUCCCAGCUCCAGUCCAGACAUCUAUCUCAGCCAACUGCCCUGUCGUCUGAUGAUGGAUCAGUGAGGAAGAAACUGGUCACCAUCACCCCAGCACUGCACUCACAGCCAGUUCAGGCAGCUGUUAGCCAGACAGCAGGACAUUCAGCCAUUGAGACGAGCAGUAGCAGGCCACAGCCCCAAUCCCAGCUCCUCCUCCAGUCCCAGCAUGCACCUCAGCUACCUGUUCAGGCUUCUACUGAAGGAGCAGUGAGGAGGAAACCUGUCACUGUGGCUCCAGUAGUUUGGUCUGCUCAUUCAGUUCAGUCUGCCGUCUGUAGUCUGAAACCCAGACCUCAGCCUCAGUCCCAACUCCAGUCCAGACAUCUAUCUCAGCCAGCUGCCCUGUCGUCUGAUGAUGGAGCAGUGAGGAAGAAACUGGUCACCAUUGCCCCAGCACUGCACUCACAGCCAGUUCAGGCAGCUGUUGAGAUGAGCAGUAACAGGCCACAGCUCCUCCUCCAGUCCCAGCAUGCACCUCAGCCACCUGUUCAGGCUUCUACUGAAGGAGCAGUGAGGAGGAAACCUGUCACUGUGGCUCCAGUAGUUUGGUCGGCUCAUUCAGUUCAGUCUGCCGUCUGUAGUCUGAAACCCAGACCUCAGCCUCAGUCCCAGCUCCAGUCCAGACAUCUACCUCAGCUAACCGCCCUGUCGUCUGAUGAUGGAGCAGUGAGGAAGAAACUGGUCACCAUCGCCACAGCACUGCACUCACAGCCAGUUCAGAAUCAACUGGAUGGCCGCCAUACCGUGACAGGAUUUGGUCAAAGCACACCAUCACUUUACCCUGCACUGACUGCAGCAGAGUCCAUGGGACAUGGUGCAUCAACACUGUCUGCAAGCACAAGAGUACCGAUGAGUAAACAAUCAAAGAUCAUCAUAAGAACGCCAUUCUCCGUGAGAAGUCGGAUCGUUCGCGGACCUUUGGAGCGGGUACUGGAGAACAUAGUUAAAGGACGCCUCAACAGAAUUCCACAUGCAAUUAUGUCUGUCCCCGGACUGUUUGAUGCUGUGGUCAAAGAGGUGCUUGACGUUAUCAAAAAGGAGUGCAAGAAGCUAACGAGCCUUAAAUUCACAUCUAUUCUCCGACAGACCAGCAUGAAAGACUUAAACAACUUCAAAUGGAUGGAUGUUGUUGCAGAAUGGAGGAUGAACGCACCAACCUAUCUUAAGUUCUUAGAGUCUGCAAGUUCUGUCUCCAUGGAGGCCGCUACGUCAAGAAUACGGCCCGUCUCUCACAGCAAGACCAAUAAAUACAAAUUACCGAUGGCCGGGGCAAUACUCCUAAACGCACGCUGUUCAUCAAUGUCAGCACAUAUGUACAGGAAUGCUAUGUUUAUAUGCCGUGGCGGAGCAAAAAGACGUUUUCAAAGGCUAAACCAACUGGGUGUCUGCAUAUCUGAUGGUAGGGCUCUUGCAAAGCUGAAAGAAAUGGGACAAACAUGGGACAGCAACUUCCUCCAAUGGAAAGAAAGUGUAUGCCAAGAGGACACGGCAUCAAACCCUGCCUCUGAAGGAGCAGACAGCAGCGAGUUCACAGCUUCAGAUGAAUGCCAGGACAAUGCUGAAAACAGGAUGUCACCAGAGCAUGCAGCAUCUAUUAAGAUUGAAUCUGAUGUCAUGACACCAUGCAAACUGUGUUCUGAUGAUGAAGAUGAGGUAUUUAAAAUACAAUUGUAGCUUGUAACUUAGAAUAGACCAUGGUGCAGAUUAAUUUAGGAAAAGUAUUUGAUUUGUGUCUUUUUUUGUAUUUUAUUUGCAUGUUUUGAUUUUGUAGAUAUUUUGUAUUUAUUAUUUUUAUAUUAAUAUUAUUUUGCAUAUAGGAGUUGAUUUGUUGACCAAAACGUGAAAAUCUUUCAUGUAUAAAAAUAAAUCAAUAAAAUACUAUUUACAAAAAUAAAA
This is a messenger RNA of Sebastes umbrosus (honeycomb rockfish), 3110 nucleotides long. RefSeq lists its product as uncharacterized. The record is from RefSeq and is a predicted model, not a curated record. Lineage: Eukaryota; Metazoa; Chordata; Actinopteri; Perciformes; Sebastidae. The transcript has 10 exons. Bases 543 to 2888 code for a protein of 781 amino acids.